AUGGCAGAAUCACAGUUGUCCAAACUUGAUGUUAAUUUACAGAGCUUGAAUCCCUACACGUUCUCAAAAACCCGGUGUAUUGUCAACCUUCACAUAUCUGACGAUACCAAAAACAGAGAUCCAUCUACGACUAAUGGCAGCUAUUCCAAUUCACAGCUGCUUUCCAAUGGCGAACAUGUCUGCUAUCACUUUUCCCAGGACUACUGCGUGCUCUCUAUCUACCCAGUGACAGACGCAAUCACUGGGAAAACGGUUGUUGUGCACCUGCCGCAUGAGACCUUUAACGACCAUCAUACCUUCACCAUGGCGGAAGAAGAUGGCUGUAUUGUAAUGGACCUGAUACUGAAGACGGGCCUGUUCCUGACACUCCGCUUUUCCCUUGAGUACCUUUUCAAUCGGAACGCGGACAUCAACAGCUCGUGGUACUCCCUGUUAAAACCAUACGAUUUCACAGUUAGGCUGCCCGAUUACCUGUAUAAGGUCAAUAGCGCGCUAUCGAUUGUCUACCUAAAUGAUGGUGGCCUUCUCGGUCUGCAGAAAACACAAACCUCAGGGAGUGAUGAGUACGACCUGCAUCCCGUGCUAUUCAAUGACAACAGCUACUUCCAAAGUUUUACGAGGUUUUUCAGCCACAACGAUAGUGGCCGAGAAAAUGUUGUAAGCAGCGUGUCUUAUGGCGAUUACCAUUUACUCACUUUAACUGAGAAUUGCAAAUUGAGAAUCUGGGAUCUGAGAACCAAUUCUGUAACCGCGCAGCUAAAUCUAAUCACAGAUCCCCAGGAUAAACACAGGAAAUACGAAUCUAUUGGUCCCUACUUGGCGUUACUAGAUAGCGUACUGGUUGUCUUUCUUCCCUUUGGCAAUGGUGCUUUCAGAACAUUUCAAUUGUCCGUCAACAACUCUGGAGGCCUUGUGCUAACACCCAGAGGGGAGCUGAUUCGGACAAAUCUUUCCACGGCUUCUAUCUGGUCAUUAGUUGACACGAAGUUGACAAAACCUUUUGAGCUUAAUAUCGAGACCAGCUACCUACAAAUGGUUGUAUUAUGGAAGAGCAACACAAGCAUCAAACUACAGAUUCUGAAUUUUGAAACUGAAGCGUUAGAUAAACACAGUUGGGUUGAAGCCUCAAAUAAAUCGCUACCAGACAUUUUGGAUAAUGAUAUCCUAGGUGACAACUUUGAGCAAUCCUUGUUGGAUCUAAAGGCACACUAUACCCCUGCCAUAUAUGAAGAGGCCCAGAGAAUUUUAAGCGCUAACGGGAUUAUUUUUGUUCCAAGUCAGCAAAAUAACGAUGAGUACUUGUCAAACCUUGAAUCCAUUUUGAAAGACCUUAAGAAGCACCAUGAUGAACCUUCAUCCCUAACUUUAUACAAUGGCGAAGUGGUUAUGGUAAACACACUCUAUCUUUACAACCAUUUUGUCUACAAGAUAAACUCCAAAUUGGAAUCGUUUUACUACAACCUAACAUCAGAGAAUGAAGCGACCCAGGACGACCUGCUCACAUACCUGCAGGUUGUCAACGGGUUUGUCUCGACUCUCUCUUCAGAAACUCUGCAACGGACUUCUAGAAAACUAUGCGGACUUGUCACUGGCGAACUGCAAGGCAAUAUGCCAUUGAAGGAUAAGUUCACUGCGAUAUUCAAAGAAUGUUUGGAGUCUCAAUUUCAGGUUUCAAACCUCAAGAAAUUAUAUGACCGGUUAACGUCAUUGGAUAUCAUGACUUUACUGAAAAGCUUCAUCGAAAAUCAUCUGCAAAAUUCAUUAUUAACACCAACGCUGAUAGACUCUAUGUCGUUUGAUAAUUUCUCGAGUGUUGCACUUCUGGAGUCUGUCUACCAAUGCGUGCUAAUCGAGAACAAAUUUAUUGUUGAUACUUUGCUUAUCUUCACACUCAUGGAUUUCAAUUAUUCUAUGUUUGAAAAACAACUCAAUUUCCUGCUCAAAACACACUACAAUCAAUCUCUCUGGCUUCAGCUCUACAGGCUAGAUAAGUCCCUGCUGAUCUCCGAAAUUUUUGUCGCAACGAGCAAGUAUGGCUAUGGACCCAAGAUUUCCAGCUAUGCCGACCUCUCCGCUGCCACAAAACGUAUCGUCACUUACAUUGCAGAGGCGCCAUUGUUGGAGAAUCCCUUUUUGAUCGCCCCAUACAACAAAUGGAUAAUCCACCCCAAGAACAAUUCCACUGUGAGGAAUCCAUCCUUCUUUUUAGACACCAUACACACGCAGUUCUAUGUUCGUGAAAACACGGUGCAUCAGUUUAUGCUGGGCCUUUCCUAUUAUCGCUGUGGACGUUACGAAGAAGCUUACAGUUACUUGUCGAGGGCAGAAACCGCAGCUAUCAAGCCCAAGCAGCUACCGCUAUGCCUGCAGCUCAUAACCAAGGCAGCAAACCACCCAUGGCAGAGUAUCAUAUCCGAUCUCGGUGUUGAACCCCAGGCUGCGGGCUAUUACUAUAACCUUUCGAAGUUAUUCAGCAAUGUGAUGAGCUACUCGUAUGCAUUGCAGAGCAUUAAAAAAUCGAUAGCGCUCUCCCAGGAAGUUUCUCCUUCGACUGAAUUCCGUAUACUUCAAUUGACGCAGUUUAUGGAUACACUGAUCAUCUUUGAUGAAUUCGAGGAGGUGCUCGAUGUUCUGACGCUAGAGCAGGAGACCCUAGGCAGAGAUAUAAGGACCUCAUACUAUGAGCGGCUGCUCUCCGACCAACAGUUGAGAGACAGGUUCAUCACGACUUUGUUCCGUCUAUGCUCGACCAGCUGUGAGAAGCUUUACCUAAAUUUGGAUGACUUCUUAAUCAUCGACUCUCUGCUUCGGUCACAACUGGAUGCUAGCAUGUGGGACACAUACAAGCGUCUAUUCUGCUACAGAAUUCUAAACCACCACGAGCGCGAGGCUGCGGAAGUCCUAUAUGAGUACAUCGGGCGUGGCAACGAUCCCAUCGUCAAGGAAAAGUGUUACUGGAUGAUAGUCAACGUGCUAGCCAGUCUUUCCCCCCAGGAUCAAUGGAUAAUUAACUCAAGUAACCGCGGUCAGGUCGUGUACUUGGCGGACAUCCGGAAAGACUUACAAGCGCUGACAGCUUGA
Eremothecium gossypii ATCC 10895 is the source of this 3081-nucleotide messenger RNA. It is a transcript of the gene NUP120, whose product is annotated as Nup120p. Gene Ontology annotation, molecular function: protein binding; structural constituent of nuclear pore. The coding region runs from base 1 to 3081 and encodes 1026 amino acids. The transcript has a single exon. The record is from RefSeq and is marked provisional. Lineage: Eukaryota; Fungi; Ascomycota; Saccharomycetes; Saccharomycetales; Saccharomycetaceae. Gene Ontology annotation, cellular component: nuclear pore.